This is a messenger RNA of Humulus lupulus (European hop), 696 nucleotides long. RefSeq lists its product as uncharacterized. NCBI's taxonomy places the organism in Eukaryota, Viridiplantae, Streptophyta, Magnoliopsida, Rosales, Cannabaceae. Gene Ontology annotation, molecular function: RNA-DNA hybrid ribonuclease activity; nucleic acid binding. The record is from RefSeq and is a predicted model, not a curated record. The transcript has a single exon. The coding region runs from base 1 to 696 and encodes 231 amino acids.
AUGGAACACUGUAUGAGCUCAAUAUCUAAACAGGAACCGGAACAACUCCUAACUCUGUGGUGGCGAAUAUGGUACAAGCGAAACAAGUUCAUUCAUGAUUCACUUUGGCUUAAGGACGAGCUUGUCCAGAAUUGGUCGACUGACUAUCUAAGCAGAUAUCAAAUGGCCCAUGUUUUGACCAACAAUGUGGACACCACUAUUAUUCUUCCAAAUCACGUUGAGACUCAAGCCAGUCAUUUGGAUGAGGAUACUAUUUGUUUAUUUGUUGAUGAUGGAGUUGAUGAAGAGCGAAUGAAGGUGGGUUUGGGAGCUGUUUUAUAUGACAAAAACGAAAGGGUACUAGCAUCUUCAGCAUCACCUUUGCUCUCCACCAUGAAACCGCAUUUGGCUGAGGCGUAUGUUGUGCUUCAGGGCCUCUCUUUAUGCCUCCACCUAGGUUACUCUAAGGUAAUUGUUAAAUCAGACUGCCUUAGAGUGUGUCAAGCAAUUUGUAAUAAAACUGAUUGUGCUUCAGACUUUGGCAUGAUUCUUCAAGACAUCAUUUCACUGAGUGGUCAAUUGGUUUCUUUUUCUAUUAAGCAUUGUAACGGAACACAUAAUUGUGUCUCUCAUUCUUUAGUAAAAUUGGCCUUGUCUAUGGAAGAGUCUAAAGUUUGGUGGCUAGGUUUACCAAUUUACCUUUGGCCGGAUUUGUAG